AUGUUCCCAAAUUCCUCCAUCUUGGGCUGUCCACCUGUCCCACAAAAACAUCAACAACAGAGUUAUUUGUUCAGUAAGGUUCCUCACAAUACACCACCUGUCUUCGUUUCUCCCCAGCAAACUGUUGAUUCUUGGUUUGGUUUUCAGCAUAUGAUGAGGCGAAGUAAAGAAAGUAUUCCACAUGAUGCCAAACGGCAGCGGUUUCAUGCAUAUCAGUAUGAAACAACUGUAGUUAACCAAGCAGUGCCUUUACCAGAAGAGCGCAGAUGCUCCUUCCCAGGAUCAGUUCAGUUUCCCCUGCUCCAUACAUGGUGUCUACCAGAUGUAACUGGGUCGAUCCAGCCAUUGCAAGAUACUUUGUUUCCAGACCCUACAGAAACCAAGCUCCCUGUGGCCAAAGAUAAGUUAAGUCAGCAGGUAUUGGAUUUAUUUCAAGCAUGCCAGCAACGGACCUGUGAUUUGAACAGAAAAGAACUCUGCAGAACAGAACUCCAGAGAGAAAUUAAGCUGAUUUUUCCACAGAGCAGACUCUUUUUGGUUGGGUCCUCACUGAAUGGAUUUGGCACUCGUAGCAGUGAUGGUGACUUGUGCCUGGUGGUUACAGAAGAGCCAGUGAAUCAGAAGACUGAAGCAAGGAAUAUACUCAGCUUAGUCCAAAAACUCUUCAGUACUAAACUUUCCAGUUACAUUGAGCGACCUCAGCUGAUUCGAGCAAAAGUGCCAAUAGUGAAAUUCAGGGAUAAAGUCAGCGGUGUGGAUUUUGACUUGAAUGUAAACAAUAUUGUAGGAAUAAGAAACACAUUCCUUCUGAGAACCUAUGCAUACG
Molecule: messenger RNA, 826 nt
Organism: Merops nubicus (carmine bee-eater)
Lineage: Eukaryota; Metazoa; Chordata; Aves; Coraciiformes; Meropidae
Gene: TENT2
Product: PAP associated domain containing 4
Exons: 7
Cellular component (GO): cytosol
Molecular function (GO): poly(A) RNA polymerase activity
Source: RefSeq, a predicted model, not a curated record